UUGACAUGACAAAUUUAUUCUUUGUUAUUGUUAAGGUUUGUUGUUUUUUGCAAGGAAAACUGUGAUUGUGAUAAAUUUUAGUCUAAAUUAGUAAGCGUAAUAAAAUGUCUAGUUCAGAAGAAAAACAUCAAGAUGACAUUACAACUGAUGCUUUGCCAAAUCCUAGACAUGGUCCGAAAGAUAAGAAAAUAGAGGAGGAAAUUACUUACACGGUAGAUUUAGAGGACGAUAAUCCUGAAUAUCAAGAAGUUCGUAAAAAUAAUUUCACUAGUUUUAAUACAAGAACGAAAAGAAAUAACGGAGGAAAAAAAUUUAGUCCAUCAACAGCUUCAGCUACAGUAAUAAACAUAUCACACUCGAAAGACAUACAUGUAGGAAACAAAAAUACAUACAAUUUCAGUGGGAAUGAAAAAAAUAAAAAGACUGACAUCCCUGAGACUUCUGCCAUUAGAUCUUUGAAGGCUAGCACACAAUCUUUAUCAAGAGAUGAUUUACAGUUUGCUGCCACUCAUAUGGACUCUGAAUGGAAAGAUGUAGCAAGAGCGUGUGAUAUUGGAGAAGGGCAAAUUUCUCAAUUUAUAGCAGAUCAUCAAGUAUAUGGUAUUAAAGAAGUUAUAUAUCAAGUAUUGCUGGAUUGGUUUCAGAAUGAUCCUAAAUCAGGAACAGUUGGUACACUGUGUACUAUUUUGUGGGACAAUAACCAAAAAGAUGUUGUCUUAAGAUGGACUCGUAGAAGAGAUUAGGGAAAACAAUGUUUUGUGUAUACAUAUAAAUAUAACUACAUUUUAAUCUUGAACCUUGAAAAUAUAUUUUCUAUUUAGAUAAUUUUUCUAUACACCUAAAUAAUAAAUAAACAAUUUUUAACAU
This is a messenger RNA of Diabrotica balteata, 867 nucleotides long. Lineage: Eukaryota; Metazoa; Arthropoda; Insecta; Coleoptera; Chrysomelidae. The record is from the annotation of a GenBank genome assembly.